AUGUUGAUAUCCAAGAUACUAAGCCAACAGGCGGUAAUUGUCGGAAUAGAUGCGAAUGCAAAGAUGAGAGUUGAACAACAAUCCGAUGUGCUUGGAAAAUGGUUCUAUCCCAUGAAGCAAACAUCGGACAACGAAAAUCGUCUGAUAGACCUUGGCGAGCAGCCGAAUCUCAUCGUUGUAUCCAUGUUUGAGGGGAAUCAUCGACGCAGUCAGCUGGCAAGGGAAAACCCCAUUAACGUCAGAAGAGCAGCGAAAGCAGAAGAUGCCAACUCUUAA
Necator americanus (New World hookworm) is the source of this 276-nucleotide messenger RNA. RefSeq lists its product as uncharacterized. Bases 1 to 276 code for a protein of 91 amino acids. The record is from RefSeq and is a predicted model, not a curated record. The transcript has a single exon. Lineage: Eukaryota; Metazoa; Nematoda; Chromadorea; Rhabditida; Ancylostomatidae.